Molecule: messenger RNA, 2813 nt
Organism: Trichosurus vulpecula (common brushtail)
Lineage: Eukaryota; Metazoa; Chordata; Mammalia; Diprotodontia; Phalangeridae
Product: MOB-like protein phocein
Exons: 9
Coding region: 309-1094 (261 amino acids)
Cellular component (GO): cytoplasm; mitochondrial matrix
Molecular function (GO): protein folding chaperone; protein-folding chaperone binding; metal ion binding
Source: RefSeq, a predicted model, not a curated record
GGGAUUUAUUUUACCGAGUCCCGCCGUGUAGAAAAGCCCAGAAAGAUCUUCUCCUGUUUCCCCUUCCCGUGGGUGGGUCUGAGUAGCGGCCUGAAGGACGAAUAGCAGUUCGCGUAGAGGCCUUUCCCUCCCCCCUCCCCCCCAAGGCAGCAAAGGUUUGGACAAGAUAGGGGGUGGGGGCACGCCUGCGCGGCAGCUAGUCUUCCUCUUACGACGUUCACGUGUUUCACGGAGGGGGCUGCGAGUCUACCGGCGCCAGGGGAGGGACGGAGGGAACGGACUGAGCUUGAGGAACAGCUACGGAAGCUAUGGCAGGGCAAGCUUUUAGAAAGUUUCUUCCCCUCCUUGACCGAGUUUUGGUUGAAAGGAGUGCAGCUGAGACUGUUACCAAAGGAGGUAUUAUGCUUCCAGAAAAAUCUCAAGGAAAAGUAUUACAUGCAACGGUGGUAGCUGUUGGAUCAGGAUCUAAAGGAAAGGAUUUCUAUAAUUGGCCUGAUGAAUCCUUUGAUGAAAUGGACAGCACAUUAGCUGUUCAACAGUAUAUUCAACAGAACAUAAGGGCAGACUGUUCCAAUAUUGACAAAAUUCUUGAACCACCUGAAGGCCAAGAUGAAGGUGUAUGGAAAUAUGAACAUUUAAGGCAAUUCUGCCUAGAGCUAAAUGGACUUGCUGUCAAACUUCAGAGUGAAUGCCAUCCAGAUACAUGUACUCAGAUGACGGCAACUGAACAAUGGAUUUUUCUUUGUGCAGCUCAUAAAACUCCAAAAGAGUGUCCUGCUAUAGACUACACUAGGCACACGCUUGAUGGUGCUGCAUGUCUUCUGAAUAGCAAUAAAUAUUUUCCUAGCAGAGUUAGCAUAAAGGAAUCAUCUGUAGCCAAAUUAGGAUCAGUAUGCCGUAGGAUUUACAGAAUAUUUUCACAUGCUUAUUUUCAUCAUCGGCAAAUAUUUGAUGAAUAUGAGAAUGAAACAUUUUUGUGUCACCGAUUUACUAAAUUUGUGAUGAAAUAUAAUUUGAUGUCUAAGGAUAACCUGAUUGUACCAAUUUUGGAAGAGGAAGUACAGAAUUCAGUGUCUGGGGAAAGUGAAGCAUGAUGGGAAUCAUACAUAAAAAUGUACUGAACACAUAAUUAACAUUAAUUAUGUACUGUAUAUAUCAUUUUAGACACUUCAAUCAUGUAUCCAUAUUAUGGCUUCUUUGUUUAGUAUAGUUUUGUAUGCUGUGUGUUGCCUUUUAAAAUGGGAAAGAUUUUUAAGUUAUUCAUGAGCUGUAUAUUCACCAGUGUGGCAGUCAUGGUUUUUAAAUAAGAUUAGUUUUAUCUGUUUAUAAUGCCUGUUAAUAAAAAGAAUUUACAAUUCUGUAAAAUUGCUGCUAAACAAUCGUUGGAUCACAAUCCUCAUCAAACAAAUCUAUCAAAAAAAGAUGAGUGAGCUUUAGGUUUCACAUAAGCCAUUUACUAAUGAAAUAGCAACAUUUUCCCUUAAUUUUGUGUCUUAAAUUUAGAGUACUAUAGGAAAUUUCACAUAAUACAGUUCAGACUACACUGUAGCUCUUUUUUUAAAAGCUGUUUUCAUGGUCUCCUUAUGAAUUUUGAAACACAUCUAUGAAGAUUAUGUGUAUAUCCAAAUGUAAAAGCAAGUGCAGUGUUAUUAAUGCUAAAAUAUUAAUCUUACUUUGCUACACAAAGUAUAUUCUGGGCCAGCAUACUUGAAAGCUGUAUGUUUUUCUGGAUUUACCUUUCUGUAAUAGUGGACUAUAAGAAGUUUUGCAUACAUCAUGGUAAUGAUGCUAAGGCAAAUAAAUGCUUCUCCCAAUGAAAUCCCUUUCUUCCUACCUCUUUCCCUCAAUCCCCUCACCAAAAAAAAACAAACAAAAACCAACAAACUUCUCCAGGCUACCAUGAAUUAUUAGUAUAAAGGCUUAUACUUAUAUGUAUCUGUAUUAAUUGCCUACAGAUUAUACCUCAUAUUAACAUUCAUAUUACACUACAGGAAAAAUGUACUGGCAUAGUUUUUCAUUUAUUUUUGUUUGGUGGAAUUAUUCUAAUGGAAUUUUUGGAAAACUUCAGUCUUUAAAAUAGUUUGGAUAUUUUUAGUAGUAAUAUUAAUCUCUUUGUUUAUCUAGACAAUAUUUAGAUAGGGAUAGAAAAAUAAUAUCACAUUUUUCUCCCCCUUCCAAAAAAAAAGCUCAUAUUUGAAUUGUAUGUGCAUGUGAGAUUAUUUGCAAUAAUUCACAGGAUCCAUGAGUGUUACUUAAUGGUGUUGCACUGGUUGGACCUCUUUAAAAUGAAAUGCCUUAAGGAUAGAACUUCAGAUUUGAUAAUAUGAAUGGUGUAACUGAAUGCAGUCUUUUAAAAACACUUGUCUUCUUUUUAUCAUAUUGUAUAGAGGCAUUACAAUAUAGGGCUUAAAAGAGUGUACAAACAAUGAAGAAAAUUUCUAAAGACAGGCUUUUAGGCAGUUUAAGUGCACAGAAGAGAAAAAUAUUUUUGAACGUAGAAGUUAGGGUUGUUUGGAAAAAAAAGUGAAAUGCAUUCAUUUUUGUAUCACUAUUUCUUCCCAUUUUGAGGCUAAACUUUAUAUGACAUUGUUAUAAAAUGUACAAUGACAAAAUGUGGGAUAGUAUAAGGUAUAGAGAGUGUUUGCGUAGAGAUUUUUCCUUUUCAAAUCUGUCUUUGUUCAGAUGUACUUGACUGACAGUUGUAUGUUCUAGUAGUUAGUCAUUUUUCUAUGAAAAUAUUUUGCUCCACCUGUAGUUCUAUCUUUAAGGAUAUCUUAUUAUAUAUGUGAUUAAAAAUUAGCUUUGGAAUUUUA